AUGAGCCAAACCAACAUCCCAGGCAAAACACGCCCACACCUCGAAUCCCUCCCACGCGAAAUCCUCCAAUCAAUCUUCCUCCACAGCCUGGAAGUAAACCUUCCACGCGCCUCCGCGCAUCUCAGCCGCGCCCUCUCCAACCAGCUCCUCUACACCUGGUUAAUCAGGCUAGCAUUCAGCAGCACGAAUCCAGGGUCUCGAGAAGACUUCUUCACUUCGGAUUUUCUGCCUCCGCCUCUGGACUUUUGGUCUCUCUCUUGGGAAGAUCGACAACAGCUCCAAACGGCACUUUUAACAUGUCGCUGGUGUACGCUGCCUCUUAUCCGAAAAUGUCAACGCGAAUAUGUCCAUCAUGCUAUUCGGCGUAAAUGCGGGGAUCUUGCGUUCGCACCUGAAGAUCGGGAAUUGCUACAUCGACUGGAUAGUCGCUUUGAGAAUCUCGCUGAAUGCGACAAUGCAGCUGAAGGUCGGAGGGGGAAAGGUGAUCUCGUGAUUCCCGCACAACUUCAGCAAAAGAGACACUCAACCAACGACCCAAACCAAAAUCAAACCGACAGAACACCCUCAGAACCAACACAACCUCCAGAAGAAACAACCCAUCCAGACCACAAACUCUCAAUCUGGCUCCAAAUCGGUGCAAUCCAAAUCCGCCCCCAAAACGAAAUCUACCUCGAAAACAACCUCUACCGGUUACCCAGCUCCCAAAUCCUAAAACCCGGCCGCAUCCCAAACAAACUCCUCCGCCGACCCUGGAGCGACGCGCAGUUCGAAUUUCUCACCCUCCUCGCGCAAGACUUCUACCUCGACGAAGACGAGCAUGAGGCGGAGCGAUCGGCUCUCAUUACGACGCGGCUUAUUCGGAAACGAAGGAUUGAGCCCUUUAAAAGAUUGCUGCGGAUGUAUUUUCGUAGUGCUAAUUGUCGUGUGCCGGCGCGAUGGCCUUUACUUCCGGAGCAUUUCGAGGCUAUUAUGAGGUUUGGGGUAGGGAAUGGUGAUCCGUUCGCUGGGGUUGUGCUUGAGGAGAGGUGGGGGGAUAUUCCGGUUGAGGUUAAGGAGGAUUUGGUUAGGUAUUUUGGGAGGUAUGAGGAAUUCCUAUGA
Molecule: messenger RNA, 1098 nt
Organism: Penicillium argentinense
Lineage: Eukaryota; Fungi; Ascomycota; Eurotiomycetes; Eurotiales; Aspergillaceae
Exons: 1
Coding region: 1-1098 (365 amino acids)
Source: RefSeq, a predicted model, not a curated record